Molecule: messenger RNA, 4623 nt
Organism: Oncorhynchus mykiss (rainbow trout)
Lineage: Eukaryota; Metazoa; Chordata; Actinopteri; Salmoniformes; Salmonidae
Source: RefSeq, a predicted model, not a curated record
AGAGAAGCGGUGCAACGGGAAUGAACAGACCCGCACGAGUAACAUAAUAAUCCAACCGUCAGUUUUCUUUAUAACCAGUUUUUAUUUUUUUUAAUGACAAUGACAAUUUACAGGCUACCUACGUUUACAGACAAUAUGACAAUCAACUGUGGAACGUUUUGAAUAGGACUGUUAUUAUUGAGACAUUGACCAUAACCCACCGCUGUCUGUCUGUCUUUUAAACCGGAGAGUGAGAACCGACAAGGACGUGCCGCUAUACGGGAACGUGUAACCCGGGCAUCAGUGCAGCUCACCGGACCGGUAAACACGUCUCUAAUAACCACCGUGGAUCUAUAUUUUCCAUUUGGAAUCUUCACAGCUCUUCUCUCAGAAACAUUCUCCUCGAAGGAUCCGGUGACUCACCGCGAAGGGGAAGGCAAGCCUCUGCAUUCUAAUCAGCCGCACCGGGAGAACGGAGAGGAGAACGGAACGAGCUCAUUGACAUUACAGUCAUACUUUUUGUGGAGCACUUCUACUUCGGUAGCUGAACCCGCACCACUCGUAGCGCUGCUAGUCUGCGUCGGUCGGAGCUGGUUGCUGGCUUCAUUCUCACCACCCGGAGAAGGAAUAGCAGGGUGACAGACCAAGCGAGGGGAUUGGGUUUUAACAUAAACCAAAACCAGGGAUUAUUGGCUAUUUUGUAUUUAACCUGAUACCUUUCGGUAAGAGAGCGACAGAGAGAGCAACGGGAACGCAUAACGGCUAUUCUAUCCGGUUGGAGACAGACCGGGUUACGAUUAUUCCUGAGAUGAGCCCUAGGCGUUCAACUGAAUUUAAAUUAGGUGUCCACGAGCACCAUCGUUUUCUAUAAGGGAAAGGAGAGCGAGAGAGAGAGAGAGAGAGAGAAAAAGGGAAAUUUAAAUCGGUGCUCUAGAAUGACUUCUACAUUCCACGAUGAACGGAACUGUGUGUUUGAUCCUGAAUGGUAGAAAUCACCCAUUUUGUGUUGGAGAAAUCAACAGGUCGGAGUCGGAGGCGUAAAAAACAAAAUCGCUCGAAAUUAAAAAACCUCUCACCGAAGGAUGUAUCUUUCCAUUUUAUUUUUCCUUCUCCUUUGGGCUCAAGCCCUGGCUUUGAAAAACUUGAAUUAUUCCGUUAACGAAGAACAAGGACCGGGGACGGUUAUAGGCAACAUCGCUAAAGAUGCUAAACUCGGUCUCGGGCAAGGAGGACAAGGGAAAAAAUCAAACUUCAGAGUUCUGGAGAAUUCAGCACCGCAUCUCAUCGAUGUGGACCCUGAGAGCGGGCUGCUCUAUACCAAGCAGCGCAUCGACAGGGAAACACUGUGUCGGCGGAACCCCAAAUGUCAGCUCUCCAUGGAGGUGUUUGCUAACGACAAAGAGAUCUGCAUGAUUAAGGUAGAUAUAGUCGACAUCAACGACAACUCGCCCACGUUCCCUUCCGAUCAGAUUGAUAUUGACAUUUCUGAGAACGCUGCCCCGGGCACCCGCUUCCCGCUUACUAGCGCUCAUGACCCGGACGCUGGGGAGAACGGUCUAAAAACCUACCAGAUCACACGAGACGACUACAAUCUGUUUUCUCUGGAUGUAAAAUCCCGCGGGGACGGAACUAAAUUUCCCGAGUUAGUUAUUCAACGGCCGUUAGACCGGGAGGAACGUAACCAUCACACCCUCAUCCUAACCGCUACGGACGGCGGGGAGUAUCCCAGAUCAGGAACCAUGCAGAUUAAUGUGAAAGUUAUUGACUCUAACGAUAACAGCCCUGUGUUUGAACAGCCCUCUUAUGUUGUAGAAAUCCCAGAAAACUCCCCACCUGGGAAAGUAUUGAUAGAUUUAAACGCCACAGACCCAGACGAGGGUUCCAAUGGUCAGGUGGUUUAUUCAUUCAGCGGCUACGCCCCGGAUAGAAUCAGAGAACUCUUCUCUAUAGAUUCUAGAACGGGAGUCAUAAAAAUCCAAGGAGAGAUUGACUACGAGGAGAACCCUAUUAUAGAAAUAGAUGUUCAGGCUAAGGAUUUAGGCCCUAACCCCAUCCCAGGCCACUGUAAAGUAACUGUGAAUGUGAUCGACAGGAAUGACAAUUGGCCCUCCAUAGGGUUUGUGUCUGUGAGGCAGGGGGCCAUUAGCGAGGCAGCCCCACCAGGCACGGUCAUCGCCCUGGUCAGAGUCACAGAUAAAGACUCUGGGAGGAACGGGAAGCUCCAGUGUAGAGUCCUGGGGAACGUUCCGUUUAAACUAGAGGAGAACUACGACAACUUCUACACCGUGGUGACGGACAGGCCUCUGGACAGAGAACAGCAGGACGAGUACAACGUCACCAUCGUCGCCAAGGACAACGGCGCGCCGCCCCUAAACUCCACCAAGUCGUUCACGGUGAAGAUUCUCGACGAGAACGAUAACGUUCCGCGUUUCACCAAAGCUGUGUAUCUGCUCCAGGUGCCGGAGAACAACAUCCCCGGGGAGUAUCUGGGUUCCGUCCUCGCUCUAGACCCGGACCUGGGCCAGAACGGAACCGUGUUCUACUCCAUCCUCAACUCCAAUGUGAGCGGAGGAGACGUCAACACCUUCGUGAACGUGAACGCGGCCAACGGGGCAAUCUACGCCGUGAGGUCAUUCAACUACGAACAAAUCAAAUUCUUUGAUUUUAAGGUCUUGGCGAAGGAUGCUGGGUCUCCUCACCUGGAGAGCAACACCACGGUCAGGGUCAGCGUCUUAGACGUUAACGACAAUAUCCCCGUCAUCGUUCUCCCGCUGCUCCUGAACGACACGGCGGAGAUCCACGUGCCACGGAACGUCGGCGUAGGUUACGUCGUCACCACGGUGAGGGCGGUCGACAACGAUUACGGCGAGAGCGGGCGGUUGACCUACGAGAUCUCCGACGGUAACGAGGAGCAUCUGUUCGAGAUGGACCCGGUGACGGGCGAGGUACGGACCGCCCACCCCUUCUGGGAGGACGUCAGCCCCAUGGUGGAGCUGAUCAUCAGGGUGAUGGACCACGGGAAGCCCACCCUCACCACCGCCGCACGCCUCAUCGUCAAGGCCUACAGCGGACCGCUGCCGGGCGGCGAGCCCCACAUCAACGAAGAGCAUCACAACUGGGACACCUCGCUGCCUCUCAUCGUCACCUUAUCCAUCAUCUCUAUGAUGCUGCUGGCUGCCAUGGUAACCAUCGCCGUGAAGUGCAAACGGGAGAACAAGGAGAUCAGGACGUACAACUGCCGCAUCGCGGAGUACUCUCACCCGCAGCUGGGCAAAGGCAAGAAGAAGAAGAUCAACAAGAAUGACAUCAUGCUAGUUCAGAGCGAGGUGGAGGAACGGGACGCCAUGAACGUCAUGAACGUGGUGAGCUCCCCGUCGCUCGCCACCUCCCCCAUGUAUUUCGAUUACCAGACGCGGCUGCCGCUGAGCUCGCCCAGGUCGGAGGUCAUGUACCUCAAGCCCACGGCCAACAACCUGUCGGUGCCCCAGGGACAGGGCCACGGCGUCGGCUGUCACACGUCCUUCACUGGCCCGGUGACUAACACCACAGAUACCCCCAGUAGCAGGAUGUCCAUUAUACAGACAGACAAUUUUCCCGCUGAGCCCAAUUACAUGGGCAGCAGGCAGCAGUUUGUUCAAAGCAGCUCGACAUUCAAGGACCCAGAGCGAGCCAGCCUUAGAGACAGUGGUCAUGGCGAUAGUGAUCAGGCCGAUAGCGACCAGGACACUAAUAAAGGCUCCUGCUGCGACAUGUCGGCCAAGGAGGCUCUGAAGAUGAAGGCUACGGGCGUUAAACCACCUCCUCUGGAACAGGAAGAAGACUGUGUUAAUUGCACAGAGGAGUGCAGAGUCCUCGGCCACUCCGACCGCUGCUGGAUGCCACAGUUCCCGGCGGGAGGGGCGGGAGGGGGAGGAGCCAACCAGGCAGAGGGCGUGGACUACCGCAACAACCUGUUCGUCCCCGCGGGGAUGGAGGCUGCCAUGGAGACCACAGAAGCCUACGAGACCGUCAACCCCAACGGGAAGAAAACCUUCUGCACCUUCGGGAAGGAGCGUCGGGACCACACCAUUUUAGUGGCUAACGUCAAGCCUUACCUGAAGGCCAAGAGAGCCUUGUCUCCGCUUCUCCAGGAGGUCCCCUCAGCCUCCAACUCCCCCACUAAAGGCUGCUCCUCCUCUAACAACUCCCCCUGCGCCUCCUCCACUAAAUCCCCCGCAGACGGAGCCGAGACCAAACCCUCCCCCAGCCACUAUUGCUCUGGCCCCCCCGACGGGCAGUACCACUCCCCCAACAAACAGAGCAGAGACCCAGGUCUCCCCCAUCACUACGGCCCCCGCGGCCCAGGACUACCCCCGGGACACCCAGCCUACCCUUCUCUUUCCUGCGACCCUGUGGCCAAGGUUCUAGCGGAGGCCCGGUCCCGAAUCAGCCAGGAGGCUGGGGUGGGAACAGAGAUGGACUGUGUUCUGGAAAUGGACGGGGGGAUCCAUGGAGGGGGGGAGCUGGGGCGGGACGGGGUCGAUGCAGACCAGGUGGUCAGAGACAUCGACAAACUGCUGCAGGACUGCAGAGGCAGCGAGACAGCCACCGGCACUCUCAGAAGAAAGUGAUACACAGGGUAGAAAGAGAGAGAGAGAGAGAGAG